Protopolystoma xenopodis is the source of this 277-nucleotide messenger RNA. Lineage: Eukaryota; Metazoa; Platyhelminthes; Monogenea; Polystomatidea; Polystomatidae. The record is from the annotation of a GenBank genome assembly.
CAUCGAAGAAGGUCUUAAUGUAGCUCGCCGUAUGCUUGGACACCGUAUCUACACUGAGCAAACAGGCGAUUCUGGACAACAGUGUUCUACCGUGAUGGUCUGUGAACGAAAAUAUUCACGCCGGGAACAUUACUUCGCCAUCGUGCUCGAUCGAGCCACUUCUGGUCCCGUAGCUAUAGGCAGUAGUCAGGGAGGAAUGAACAUUGAAGAGGUAGCUGCCGAAACUCCAGAGGCGCUCAUCAAGGUGAUUCUCGUUCUAAUAUUUAAUCACUGUUAA